GCACUUUAACUGAGAUAAUUUAGCCCUGGUUUUUAUUUGCUUGCUGACCCCAUUCCCAUAGAGAGUGAGUGACAGGUUGGAGCAAGGAUAUAACUGUCACAUGACACACUUCAGCAGAAAAGUGAGUGUUGGGAGGGGGAGUGCAGUCAUGACUUGUGCAAAGCAAGAUAUAGGUACAACUGACCAGAGCUUAAGGACCGAGAAAGAUUUAGUUGAGGAAGAUCAGGAUGUUGUCAAUGUCACUCCUGACACAGUGCUCCAAGUGGAGGGGGAGUUGUUCCUUGUAAACCGUGAGCAAUUGGUCGAUCUGACUCUCGAAUCCCGAGCCUUGUUUUUUGGCAGUGGUCGGGAGAGCACCAGGAAGCACACUGAGAUCAAGGGAGUUGGACUGCAGCAGUUCCACACACUAAUGGAGUUUACAAAGAACUUGAAGCUUAACCUAGACUGCAAGAAUGUCCUUGGCAUUUUGGAGGCUGCAGACUUCCUCCAGUUGGAUAGGGCUCGGUUACUCUGCUGCAAGUUCUUGGAAAGACAAUUGCAUCUUAGUAACUGCUUGGGAAUGAUGGCCUAUGCUUGGUAGCUCAGCUGUCUGGACCUCUACACAGCAGCAAGGAAAGUAGUCUUAACACAUCUACCUGCCUUAGCCUACGAGCAGGACUUUAUGUUCCAUCCGAAGGAAAGCAUUGCUGACCUCCUUGCUAGUGCCAACAUAAGCCUUCCCAAAGAAGACUUGGCUCUUGAUGUGGCCCUUCGCUGGGCAACAUUUGACCCAAGUUGGGAAGAGGACUUCAUUGGAACUGGUGGGUCUGGUUAGGCCUGAGUGCUUAAGUUUACCCUACA
This is a messenger RNA of Cyprinus carpio (common carp), 840 nucleotides long. Its product is annotated as kelch-like protein 3. The record is from RefSeq and is a predicted model, not a curated record. The transcript has a single exon. Bases 101 to 580 code for a protein of 159 amino acids. NCBI's taxonomy places the organism in Eukaryota, Metazoa, Chordata, Actinopteri, Cypriniformes, Cyprinidae. Gene Ontology annotation, molecular function: protein binding.